This is a messenger RNA of Gossypium raimondii (Peruvian cotton), 1596 nucleotides long. Its product is annotated as B3 domain-containing transcription factor VRN1. NCBI's taxonomy places the organism in Eukaryota, Viridiplantae, Streptophyta, Magnoliopsida, Malvales, Malvaceae. The record is from RefSeq and is a predicted model, not a curated record. The transcript has 5 exons. The coding region runs from base 237 to 1298 and encodes 353 amino acids. Gene Ontology annotation, molecular function: DNA binding.
UUUUUUUUGGAGCUUUAAAAGCAGAAGCAGCAGUGAAGACCAGAUCUGAAAUCUCCAUUUUCUCUCUCUUUGAGCUUUCUUCUUCGGUUUAUCUCUGAAGUCUUAUCAUUUCAAUCACUGUGCUAUACACACACAUAUAUACACACACACACACAUACUUUGAAAAAAAAAAAAAAACCUUUAAAGCUCUCUUUGAAAAUCAAGCAUCACUGUAUAAUCUGGUCAUCUCUUCAAAUAUGCCACGCCCUUUUUUCCAUAAGCUUAUUCUCUCCUCUACUCUCCAAGAUAAGAAACUGAGGAUCCCUGAUAACUUUGUUAAGAAAUUCAAGGAUGAACUUUCUGUUGCAGCUGCUCUCACUGUCCCUGAUGGUCAUGUUUGGCGUGUAGGGAUUAGGAAAGGUGACAACAAGGUCUGGUUUCAAGAGGGUUGGCCCGAAUUCCUUGACCGAUACUAUAUCCGAAUAGGAUACUUUUUGAUCUUUCGAUACGAAGGGAAUUCGGCUUUUAGUGUUAGUAUCUUUAAUUUGUAUAAUUCUGAAAUAAACUAUCAGUCUAAUGCUCUUCUUGGUAGUCAAUACAAUCAUGGGAAAUCAUAUCCGUUCGAUGAACUCGAAGACGAUGAAUGCAUGUCUUCAGCUAUGCAGCAUUUGUUCGGGGGAUCCAAACUUAACCAUUGCGUUAAUUGGAGCGGUGAAGUUAACCUUAAUGCAGCAAAAAGCGCGAAUAAUCAACCUAUUCGAGUGAAAUUGCGUACUUCAGGUUCAGAGACGCCACCACCAAAGAAACCCGGGAGGAAAAAGCAGAAGUUCGACCCUAAUGAUCAGGAUUUGUCUGUUGGACAUGAAGACGAUUCGGAAAUGCGGUAUAGGUUUUACGAAAGCGCUUCAGCUCGAAAGAGAACCGUGACAGCCGAAGAAAGAGAAAGGGCAAUGAAUGCAGCCAAAGCAUUUGAACCGAGUAACCCUUUCUGCAGAGUCGUCUUGCGACCAUCGUAUCUAUACCGGGGAUGUAUCAUGUACCUACCAUCUUGCUUUGCCGAGCAUCUAAGUGGGGUUUCCGGGUUCAUUAAACUCCAACUUCCCGACGGGAAACAAUGGUCCGUUCGAUGUCUUUAUAGAGGAGGCAAAGCUAAGUUUAGCCAAGGAUGGUAUGAAUUCACAGUGGAGAACAAUUUAGGGGAAGGAGAUGUUUGUGUCUUCGAGCUGCUUAGAUCGAGGGAGUUCGUGCUUAAAGUGACUGUAUUCCGUGUAAUGGACGGCGCCGGACUAAUGCACCGAUCUCAAUACAAUGCCAACUAAGUUAAAACCGGCGGCUUGAGUGUACCAGCCGAUACGCAACUCUUUUUCAGGUGACAUGUUGACUGAGCCUAGGAAAGUGAAAUACACAAAAUUUUGUGGCUUGAUUAACUUUGUAAAUAGAUUGUUCAUUGAAGUUGACGUUGAACUGGAUUUGAAAAAUGGGGUUUUAAGCUUGAUUAUCAUCUGUUUGAUUGGUUUAAAAUUUUCAUGGCAUAUAUAUAUAUAUGUAUGCAUAUGUAUUGUGCUACUUGUACUUUUCAAUGGGUUUUUUAGGUUAAAUUUUGUUGUUAAUCCUGUA